GUCAUCGGCCGUCAUUUGCCGCGCGCGGACGCCAUUAGCGUAACAUUAUCUGUGGUGCAAAGGUGACAGUGAUUUCUUUUUUUUAAUUCGAAUUCGCAACUGUCAUUAUUGCGCGAAAAUAAACAAGUGUGAUAUAUAAUCUGUGGCGAACAGUGUUGCCAACCUAAUGAGAACUUUGUGCUAAGUGUUGCCGCGUCACAAAAAUGCAGCGGCAACUGAGUAACGUAAGCGUUUACUCCUACCAGGACUAUCAACCGUCUAGAAAAUAUGCAGGGCCGCAGUAUGAACCGGGCGGCUACGCGACGGCCGUGCAGCAACGAUCAAAUAUGACCCAGCGGGAAGAUGCCCUCAAGUUUGAGCAGGGCCGCAUCAAGGCCCUGCAGGAGGAAAGAUUGCAUAUACAGAAGAAAACAUUCACGAAAUGGAUCAACUCGUUUUUACAAAAGGCCAGAAUGGAGGUGGACGAUCUGUUCGUCGACCUGGCCGACGGACGCAGGCUCCUGAAGCUGCUGGAGAUCAUCAGCGGAGAGCGCCUGCCCAGGCCCAACAGUGGGCGGAUGCGGGUCCACAAGAUUGAGAACGUCAACAAGAGUUUGAGCUUCUUACAUACAAAGGUCCGUCUGGAGUCUAUAGGAGCUGAGGACAUCGUGGACGGCAACCCUCGCCUCAUCCUCGGUCUCAUAUGGACCAUCAUUCUGAGGUUCCAGAUUCAAGAGAUUGAGAUUGAUGUGGAUGAAGAGAAUGAAUCAUCAGAAAAGAAGUCGGCUAAGGAUGCUCUCCUGCUGUGGUGUCAGCGCAAGACCAGCGGCUACCACGGGGUCCACAUCCACAACUUCACCGACUCCUGGCGAUCUGGACUCGGGUUCAAUGCGCUCAUACAUGCUCACAGACCGGACCUGUUCCGUUGGUCGGAGCUGCCCGCUGCAGACCACGUGGAAACCCUCAACCACGCCUUCGACGUUGCCCACAAGCACCUCGGCAUCCCGCGCCUGCUGGACGCUGAGGAUGUUGAUACCAGCCGACCAGAUGAGAAGUCGGUGAUGACGUACGUGGCGUCCUACUACCACACCUUCGCGAGGAUGAAGAACGAACAGAAGAGCGGCAGGAGGAUCGCUAACAUCAUCGGUCAAAUGAUGGAUUGCGAUGACCGCAAAGGCGAGUACAGCAAGUUGUUCAGCGCGCUUCUGGAGUGGAUUCUGUUGAAGAUACAGGAGCUGAACGGUCGCGACCUUCCCAACUCGCUAGACGGCAUCCAACGGCUACUACUGGCUUUUAAACAAUAUAGGACGGUUGAGAAACCACCUAAAUACAAGGAACGUUCAGAGAUCGAAGCUCUAUACUUCGACAUCAACACCAUGCAGAAGAGCCUCACAGGUGAAGCCUGGAGCCCGCUGGAGGGGCAGCUGCCGCAGGACCUGGAGAGGGCCUGGCAGCAGCUGGAACAGGCGGAGCAUGCUCGUGAGAUCGCAUUGAGAACAGAAUUGCUAAGACAACAACGAUUGGAACAACUCAACUACAAAUUUAACACAAAAUCGGUUCUCCGUAAGGGCUACUUAAAGGAGAUGAUCCAAGUCCUCUCGGACCCUCGGUACGGCUCCAACCUGGCUCAAGUUGAUGCCACCGUCAAGAAACAUGAGGCUAUAUCCGCUGACAUCCUAGCCAGAACGGAACGCUUCGAAGACCUAUCGGCGAUGGCAGCAGAACUGGUCCGGGAGAAGUACCACGGGGCUGAGGCCGUGUCCCGCACGGAGCAGGCGGUGCUGGCGCGCUGGCGCGAGCUGCUCGACCUGCUGGAGCGGCAUCGCAGCUCGCUCAGCAAGCUGGCGCAUCUGAUGGCGCUGCUGCGGGAGGCGGACACCGUGGGGCAGACGCUCGUGGAGAUGAAGGCCCAAUUCCAAUCUGAAGACGUCGGCCGCCACCUGGUGGAUGUGGAGCGUCUGCUGCAGGCUCACGCCCUGCAGGAGUUGCAGCUGGGCGCCGUGCACGACAGCAUCCGGCGGCUGCUGCGGCAGGGAGCCGCCGCUGAGGGGGGGGCACAGCCCAAGCAGCAGCUUGAGGGGCAGCUGGAGAUGCUGGAGCAUGACUAUGAUAGCUUGGUGGCCGCCGCGAAGGACCGUAAGGCAAGACUGGAAGACGCGAGGAACUUGUACCAGUUCUUGGAGGAUCACGAUGAGGAAGAAGGCUGGGUGACCGAGAAGCAGCGUAUCUGCCGCACGGAGGUGGCCGCCAAGGAGUUGCGCGCGGUCCUGGCGCUGCGGCAGAAGCACACCGCCCUGCUGCACGAGCUGCGGGCCAGGGAGCAGCUCGCACAGCCGCACAGGGCCAAGGGACAGGGCCUAAUCGAUGCGAAACACCCGAAGAGCGCUGAAAUAGAGCGUCGUCUAACAUCUCUGAACAAGCAGUGGGCGAUACUGCGGGAGCUGGCUGCGGCCCGCGAGAAGCAGCUAGCUGAUGCCGCUGAAGCCCACCAGUUCUACGGCGACGCGAACGAAUCCGAGUCCUGGAUGAAGGAGAAGCGUCCGCUAGUCGCGACGUCCGACUGCGGGCUGGACGCGCCGGCGGCGGGCGCGCUGCUGGCGCGACACCGCGACACGCACGAGCAGGUGCGCGCCUACAGCGCGGAGCUGGCCAGCCUCGCCGCGCACGCGGACAGGCUCACGCAGGCAGGGAUCACCUCGUUACAGCUUCCCACAGAAGUAGAGUCAUCUCCUGCUAUAGAAGAAGAGGAGUGGGUGAACGAGUCGAGGCUGGUGCCCACCGAGGUGUGGGAGGAGGAGCCGGUGGAGAGGCUGGAGCACAGGACCGUCACCGAGGAGAGGAGUGUGCCGCAGGUGAAAGCCCUAUACGCCUUCACAGGGCAGGGCAUAUCGAUGCAGAAAGGCGAGGUCAUGUUUCUCAUCAACAAGACGAACCCUGACUGGUGGUCGGUGCGGAAGGCAGACAGGACUGAUGGCUUCGUGCCCGCUAACUAUGUGCGCGAAAUUGAACCUAGAGUCGUGCCGGUCCAAGUCCGUCGUCCGGAGAAGGUCCGCACAGUGCAGCGCGUGAAGAAGACGGUGCUGGUGAAGCAGGUGGUCCCUGUGAAGAGGAACAAGCCGGCGGCCGCGCGCCGCGCCAGUCGCGCCACGCUGCCUGUCGCCCGCGCCGCCAGCGUGCAGACUAGGAUGGCUGAGAUACAGAAAGACUACGACGAACUCCUGACGCUGUCAGACGCUCGCCGCGAGCAGUUGGAAGACGCCAUCAAGCUGUACAGCUUCUUCGCGGAGUGCGAUGACUUCGACAAGUGGAUCAAGGAUAAGGAGAAGAUGCUGCGCUCUGAUGAUGCAGAGGAUACCGUCGAUACUGCCAAGAGGAAGUAUGAGAAAUUCGUGACAGACCUAUCAGCUGCAUCAAAACGUCUAGAACACAUUGACGCGGCCGCUGAAGAGCUGGUGGCAGCCAAGCACAGCCAGGCGGCCAAGGCGACGGCGAGGAGACAGCAACUGAGGCAGCAGUGGGAGAGGCUGCUGAGGCUCAAACAGCAGAAGGAGAAGAGCCUAGAAGGAGCGUCAAGUGUGGAACUCUUCAGCCGUACAUGCGACGAAGCCUUAGACUGGAUGGCGGAGAAGGAACAGCAGCUGGCAGCGAGCUCCUCUCCAGCAUCAGACCUUCGCACCGUCAGGGCUCUGCAGCGGAGGCACGCGCAGCUGGAGAGGGAGCUGGAGCCUCUCAGAGAGAAGGUCAACACCAUCAGCCUGCUAGCAGACUCUGUAAAAUCUCAAUAUCCAACUGAACGAUCAAACGUUGAGGGUCGUCAACGCGAGAUCCAGGACAUGUGGGAGCGGUGCCAGGCUCAGGCGGCCGAGAGGAGGUCGCGGCUCGAGUCCGCGGUCGGACAUCAGAUCUUCGGGACCAGUUCCGCGACACUGUUGCACUGGACUCAGAAAGUCCGCGAGCAGCUAGCCCAGGAGGCCACCGCUAAAGACGUGGCGACUGCCGAAGAGUUGCAGAAACAACAUCAGGAACUCAUGGAUGACAUCAAAACGCAUGAUGAUGAGUUCAAAGAGGUGAUUGGCCUAGGCAAACAGCUGUUAGCCAACAACCCAUCUCUCACCGACGUUGCUGACAGGAUCAAGACUUUGGAGAAUGAUCAGAAGGCGGUCGCUAAAGAAUGGGCUGACAAGGAUGCUUACCUGAAACAGUUGGUCCAGCUUCAGAGCUUCAACCGCGAGUGUGAUCAGAUCGACGCGUCCAGCGGGGCGCACGAGGCCUACCUAGAGUACAACCAGUGUGGGUCAUCAGUAGAUGAGGCGGAAGCUCUCGUCAAGCGUCACGAGGAGUUGGAAGCCAGGCUGGCGGCGCAGGACGAGCGUCUCGCUGCCUUCAGCCAGAGGGCCGAAGCCCUGGAGAGGAUCCCGCACUAUGCCGCCGAACAUAUCGCAGCCCGCCGCGCGGCGGUCCUGCAGCGUCGUGACGGCGUGAGGCGCGCCGCCGCCGAGCGACGCCGGGCGCUACUCGCUAGUCUAGCACAUCAACAGUUCGUGGCCGCUACUGAAGAACUUCAAGCCUGGAUUCAAGACAAAACCAGAACCGCUAAAGAUCAGAGUUACAGAGAUCUUGCCAAUCUGGAACGCAAGUUGCAGAAGCAUGAGGCAUUUGAACGUGAGCUCCAGGCGAACGAGAAGCAGUUACGAAAUGUGGAAAGUAUCGGCCAAUCUCUUCAGAAGUCGGACGCUAGCCGCGCUGAGUCAGUGUCGACUCGUCUCACCGAAUUACAAGACGCGUGGCGCGAGUUAGUCGCGGCUUCACGCGAUAAGGGCGGCAAGCUGCGGCAAGCGGCGCAGCAGAGGAAACACCGACGAUCUAUCGAAGACGCGAAGGCUCGUCUCAUGGACCUGGAGAGGGAGCUGAAGAGCGAGGAGACGGGAACAGACCUGAGGAGCUGCAAGCGACUGCUGAACCAGCACCAGGCUUUAGAACAAGAGUUAGCCUCCUGGGAAUCCAAGGCGUCCGCCCUGUCGGAGCAGGGCGCGGACCUGGUGUCGGGCGGGCACUUCGACGCGGCCGCCAUCGAGCGCGAGUCCGCCGCCCUGCUGCAGGCCGUCAGGGCGCGGGCCCCGGCCGCCGCCGCCAGGAGAGAGGCGCUCGAUAGGAGUCUGCAACUCCACAAAUUCGCCGCGGAGGUAUCUUCAGAGUUAGACUGGAUAUCGGAGCGCGAGGCCCUGACCCGCGCGGGAGCGCCCCCCGCAGACCUGCACGCCGCGCAGACAGCCCAGAAGAAGCUGGUGAAGCUGCGCCAGGAGCUGGCCGGCAGGAGGCCGCUGGUGGAGCGCCUCGUCAAGCAUGGGGAGCAGCUGGUGGAGGAGGGGCAUCCUCAGAAGGAGAAGAUUGAAGCACUCUGCUCAGACCUAGAAGCCCGUUACGCCGCGGUCUCCGAGGCGGCUGAACAACGCGGCGCCAGUUUAGAAGCCGCGUUAAAAGCGCAGCAGUUCUUACACGACGCGUUAGAAGUCGACGCGUGGUUAACUGACAAGGCCGCCGCGUUGGCUCACGCCGACGUGGCUAAGGACAGGCAUAGGGCCACGCAACUGUUGACCAGGCAUAAGGCUGUAGAACUAGAAUUGGAUACAUACGCGGCCAUCAUAGCGGAGAUGGGUCACGUGGCAACAAACAUGGCUAACGGCGGUCACCCCGAGGGCGAAGCCCUGCUCGCGAGGCACGCGCUGCUCGCGGACAGCCUCGCGAGGCUCAAGCGCUCCGCGGCGCAGCGGCAGAAGGCGCUCGUCGAGAGCGUGUGCAGACACGAGUACAUGGACGAGAGCGCGGAGCUAGAGAGCUGGAUCCAGGAGCAGUACGCCGCCGCGUCCAGCGAGGACUACGGCCAGGACUACGAGCAUCUGCUGAUCCUCCGCUCGAAGUUCGACGAGCUCCGCCACCGCGUCGAGAGCGGAGCGGAGCGGUUCAACCAGUGCGAGGAGCUGGCCAAGAAGCUGCUGGCCACCGAGAGCCCCUACAUCGGAGACAUCGAGAAGAGACAGGAGGCGCUAGGGGAGUGGUGGCAGCGCCUGGUCGCGCAGAUGGAGGCCCGCGCGUCUCGCCUGCACGCGGCGGGCGAGAUCCACCGCUUCCACCGCGACGUGGGCGAGCUGCUGGCGCGCGCGGCCGCCGCCCGCCUGGCGCUGGGCGCGCCCCCCCCGCCCCGCGACCUGCGCGCCGCCACCGCCCUGCUGCGCGACCAGCACGCCGCGCACGCCGACCUGCUGGCUAUUGAUGCGCAGAUGCAGGUGCUACAAGAAGAAGGCAGUCGUCUCCAGAAGCUGUACCCUGGCGGGAACGUCCAGCAGAUCCAGUUGCAGCAGACGGCGCUGGAGGAAGCCUGGGCGCAGCUGAAGCAGGCCGCUGACGAGAGGCAGCACAUCCUCGAACAACACCUGCAGCUGCACCAGUUCCUGUCGCAGGUCCGCGACCUGAGCUCGUGGUCGGUGUCCCUGCGCACGUCCAUGCAGCGGCAGCUGCGCGUGCGCGACGCGGGCAGCGCGCACGCGGCGCGCGCCGAGCACGACGCCGUGCGCGCCGAGCUGGACGCGCGCGACUCCUCCUUCCGGGACGCGCUGCAGGCCGGCAGGGAACUCGUGGCUGCCGGGCAUCCUAGUGCCGCGGAAGUCGAAGAGAAAUGCGAGGCUCUUCUAGAAGAACGCAACCGCCUUCACGGCGCCUGGGCAGCCAGGCAGGUGGCCCUGGACCAGCUGAUAGACCUGCACUGCUUCCUGCGCGACGCUAAAAUGUUGCACGAUCUGUGCGCGACGCAAGAAGCUGCACUGAGUACUGAGAUAUCUCAAACCAGUAGCGUUGAGGAGGUGGACAACCAGCUCAAGAAACACGAGGCCUUUGAGAAACUGCUCGCCACACAGGAUGAGAAGCUGGCGACCCUGAACAGCCACGGAGACAAGCUGCUGCAGCAGAACCACGUCGAGAGCCAGCGGAUAGCUGACGAGUUACAGCAUAUUAAUGAAAGGAGAAAGAAGUUAUACGAGUCGUCGGCCGCUCGCCGCUCUGCUCUGGUCCGCAGCCGCGCGCGCGCUCAGUUCGCGCGGGACGCCGCCGAGGCCCGCGGCUGGGUCGCCGACAAGCUGGCCAAGCUGGCUGCUGAACACCAACAAGGCGAAGUAACAAACCUAGAAGACAAGAUCAAGAAGCUGCAGAAGCACCAGGCCUUCACCGCGGAGCUGGCAGCCAACAGGGCGCGGCUGCAGGAGGUCCAGGAGCUGGCGGAGCAGCUGCGGCCCGACGCGGAGGUCGAGAGGCAGCUGCGGGACCUGCAGGCAGACUGGCAGCGGCUCGAGACCGCCACAGAACAGAGAGGUCGCGGCCUAGAAGAAGCCCAAGACAUCCUGGAAUUCAACCAGCACCUAGACAAGAUAGAGGCCUGGAUCAGAGACAAGGAGAUGAUGGUGACAGCUCACGAGCUGGGCAGAGACUACGAGCACUGCAGCGCGCUGCUGAGGAAGUUGGACGACAUGGACAGCGACAUGAAGGUCGAUGAUAAACGGGUGAAGAGCAUAUGCGCGCUGGCGGAUAAGCUAUUGCAACAGGGCCCCACACAACAAGCCGCGGCAGUAUCCCAGCGCCGCGACGCCUUCCUCGCGAAAUGGCGGGCCCUGUCCGGCGCCCUGCAGAAGUACCGGGACAACCUGUCCGCCGCGCUCGAGAUACACGCCUUCAAUAGGGACGUCGAAGACACGGCUGAGCGUAUUUCGAAGAAAUCAGCCCUGUUCAGUAGCUCGGAGAGAGGACGCGAGCUGACAGCCGCGCACGAACUCAAGAGGAAACACCUCGCGCGGGCUGCGGAGGCAGGAGCCAUCAAGGACAAGAUCCUGCAACUGGAAGGAGACGGGAGGACCUUGGCGGAGAAAUACCCGGAACGUGCGAAGGAGAUAGAAACAAGCUUGAAGAGCUUACGAGAAGGCUGGGAACAGCUGCAGCAGCUCGCUGAGAAGAGGACAGCGCUAUUAGAUGAAGCUAUCGCCGAGCAUAAGUUUGACGAGAGUCUUAAAGAGCUGGAGUUAUGGGUAUCGGAGGCAGUUAAACGCAUGGAUGAGACCGGCGCCCCGGAGACAGUGCCUGAUGCUGAGGCUCUGCUGGAACUGCAUCAUGAGAAGAAGGCGGAGAUCGAUGGUCGUCAGAAGGUGAUAGCAUCCUUGCAGAAGGAAGCAGAACAGGUUCCAGAGAAGGCGCGCAAGGUGGAGGCUCUGUCUAGCACCCUCGACCAGGCCUGGCUGAAGAGGAAACAGUAUUUGACGCAGGCUCACCAGCUCCAGCUUCUGAAAGAACAGGCGCGGCAGACCGAGGACUGGCUCGCCUCCAAAGAGGCCUUCCUCAACAACGAUGACCUUGGAGAGAACUUAGAUGCUGUCGAAACCCUGAUCCGCAAGCACGCGGAGUUCUCGAAGCUGCUGGACAGCCAGCUGGGCCGCGUGGACGAGCUGCAGAGGUUCGCGAACGGUAUGCUGCAGGACCAGCACUUCGACGAGGAGUACAUCAAGACGAGGGUCCAGACCAUACUCAAUAGGAGGGAUAAGUUGAAGGAGUCCUGUGCCCAGCGCGGCGAGACCCUGGAACAGUCGCGCCAGCUUCACCAGUUCCUACGGAACCUGUACCAUGAACGGGAGUGGAUCUCGCUGAAGAUGCAGAUAGCUAACGAUCAGAAUUAUAGGGAACUAUCAAACCUCCAGAGUAAGAUACAGAAACACACGGCGUUUGAAUCAGAGCUGGCCGCCAACAAGGGCCGCAUUGACGACGUCGCGAACCACGGGGAGACACUCAUAGAGGGCAAGCACUACGCCUCUCAGGAAAUCGCCAAACACGUCGAGGAGUUGGAGAACCAGUGGAGAGAAUUACAGGACGCAGCCAAGCUUCGCCGCUCUCGUCUCGCGCAGGCGUACGCCGCUCGCGUGUACUUACGCGGGCUGGACGACUUCACCGCUUGGCUUGAUGAUGUUGAGGCACAGCUACUCAGCGAAGACCAUGGUAAAGACCUGGCCUCAGUGCUAGCCCUGCUGAAGCGCCACACCCGCCUGGAACAGCAAGCCUCCAGCAAGGCCGAGCUGGCCACACAGCUCGCUGACAACGCGCGCCAGCUCGCAGACAGCAAGCACUUCAUGGCUGAAGAGAUCCUAACGAAAGCUGACCAUGCUGUUAAAAGAUACCGGCAGCUGCAGGAGCCGAUGCAGAACCGUCGCGACAACCUGGAGGACGCCGCGCUGCUGCACCGCUGGGACAGGGACGCGGACGAGGAGUUCCGAUGGUUGCAAGAGAGAGAGGCGGCUGUCCAUCAAGAGGAGGCAGGUUCGACGCUGGCUGAGGCACAGGCGAUGCUGAAGAAACAUCUGGCUUUAGAAGCUGAGCUUUUGGCUAGAGAGCCGAUAAUAAAGUCUGUGACGAGCCGCGCGGGGCAGCUCUCCCGACGCGGACACUUCGCGGCGGCGCGACUGGAGGGACGCGCGCGCGAGCUGGCGGCCGCGCACAGCCUGCUGCGGGCUGCGGCCGCCGCGCGCGCGCGCCUGCUCGGGGACCGCUGCGAGCUGCUGCAGUUGAUGUCCGAGAUAUCAGAAGCCGAGGCCUGGCUCCUGGAGCGCCGCACAGUCCUCAUCUCCUCAGACGUGGGCCGUGACGAGGACUCCGCGCUGGCGCUGGUCAGGAGGCUGGACGCGCUGCAGAGAGAGGUCACCGGAUUCGAUGCCACCGUCGGCAAGUUGGAGAAGACCGCCGCUGGACUUAUGGAACGCGCCACUAUCGACGGAGAACAAAUCCAGAAGAGAAUAGAAGAGCUCAAGUCUACGUACGAGGAUAUGAAGCUGUUGUCAGCUAAACGCCAACAGCGGCUUCAGCAGAGCCUCAAAUACUUCAAGUUCGUCCAAGAAUGCGAGGAAGUCCAGGAGUGGAUCGGGGAGCAGAUGACGACGGCCGCCAGCGAGGAGUACGGCCUGGAUGUCGAGCAUGUUGAGACUCUGCAGCAGGCCUUCGAUAACUUCCUCGCGCAGCUGCAAGCCAACGAAGGUCGCAUCGAAGGCGUCUGCGAGGCAGGCAGCGUGCUUCUAGAAGAGAACACGCCAGAAGCAGACAGAGUGAAACAGAGGAUAGAUGACAUCAAGGGGCUGUGGGACGAUCUGAAGGAACUAGCGUUGGCUAGGCAGGAGGCCUUAGCGGGGGCCCGGCAGGUGCACGAGUUCGACCGCUCGGCCGAGGAGACCGCGGCCUGGGUGGGCGAGAAGGACUCCGCCCUCGGCAGCGACAGCCUCCCGCCGCGGAGUCUCCACGAGCUGCACGCGCAGAAGCGGAGUCUUCACGCGCUCAGGGCCGACCUGGACGCCAUCAGAGCCGCGCAUGACAAGCUGCAGGAGGAGGCUGACCGCCUGGGCACAGCCUUCCCGGACGCCAAGGAGCAUGUCUCCGCGAAGCUGGAGGACGUGACGGAAGCCCUGGAGUCUCUCGUCACGCGCGCAGACCAGUGCACGCAGCAGCUGGAGCUGGCGGGACAGCUGCAGGCGUACUUCGACACUUAUCAGGAACUUCUUGCCUGGACCAACGAGACCCUCGCUCGGGUCACCGCCCCGGACCUGGCUACCGAUGUGUCUGGAGCUGAGAGGCUGCUAGCCAGACACAGAGACAUCAAAGUGGAGAUAGAGGCUAAAGAAGAGGCCUUCCAGACUCUGUAUAGCGAUGGCGAAAAACUAGUGACCGAGGGACACUUCAUGUCAAGCGAAAUAGAAGAACGGAUGUCAAUACUGCGCGCGCGCCGCGACCACCUGGACGCGGCGUGGAACAACCGCGAGAGGAUCUACACGCAACACCUGGACGCCCUGGUCUUCAAGAGGGACGCUGAUGCCCUGGACAACUGGAUAACUAACAGAGUGCCUCUCGUUCGCGACGGCAAGUACGGGGAGAGUGUCGCCCAGGUCGAGGAGCUGAUCAACAGGCACCGGGACCUGGAGGAGACCAUCGACGCGCAGAGGGACAAGUUCAAUGCCUUGAAGAGGAUCACGCUGGUGGAACAAGCCUUCAAAGAGCAGCGUGACGAGGAGGAGCAGGCGCGGCGCCGGUCUGCGGAGCGGCAGGAGGCGGAGCGCCUGCAGCAGUUCCGGCGCAGGGAGAUGGAGAGGAUCACGGAGGAGAGGCGGAGGGAGACCGCGCCCGCGCCUAACACCAGAGAGGCGGAACGUCUCCAGACCUCAGUGGCUCCUGCAUCAUCAGAGGAGACCCUCUCCCCGGCGCCACAGUUUGACAGACUGCCGAAGACUGAUCAACAUGUCAAGCGAGCUGAGAGCAUGAGUGUUGUAAAGACACCAAAACGUACCCCAUCGUUCACAACCAGGCGUCGAACCCAGAGCUUCAGACGACACCGCCGCGGGGACAUCGCUGAUCUACCGCCCGUGGAGAUUGAAGGCUACCUGGAGCGCAAGCAGGAGGCUGGCUGCGGCGGCAAGCGAGCGACAGUGCGCUCGUGGCGCUCGUACUACUCCGUCCUGUGCGGACAGCUGCUGUGCUUCUUCAGGGACGAGUUGGACUUCGCUAGUGCUAAGGCCGCAGCCCCGCCCGUCGCGAUACUCAAUGCCCGUUGCGAGCCGGCAGGUGACUACACGAAGCGCGCCAACGUGUUCCGUCUGGCGGGCGCUGACGGAGCUGAGUAUCUCUUCGCCUGCUCCACCAAGGAUCUCAUGAAGGAAUGGGUAGCGAAGCUGUCGUUCCACGCGCAGUUGCCCCCCGAGCUACAGCUGACUCCGUACUCCGCGGCGCCGCCCGGAGAGUCGCCCACCGCCGAGAUACGCAGGAGGCUGCAUGAAAACGCAGAAUCAUCGUCGUCGAACAACUCGUCCCCCGAGCCAGAACGGAAGCCUCGAUCACAGGCCGAGAUCCUUCAGGAGCACAGGAACAGCCAGCAGAGAGUGUCCGCCACGCCAGAGCGAGUCAUCGAAUCAGCUGUGUUGCCGUCCCUACCGCCGCGCCAACCGCCACAGGAGGACGAUGCCACUGAAGUCGUACUCAGGAAUUCGGAACAAACCUCCUCGUCGUGGGGCAGAUCGCGGUUCUCAAACGGCCGCGACAUUAACGCUGAGUUCAUUAGAUCGCAACGAGAUGCUGAACAUGGCGCCCCGCCAUUGCCGCUAUCCGGACCACCGGAUCGCCCGCCAUUACCCGACCGACCUCCGAACUUACCCGAGCGCGGGCCGAACUUACCCGAACGCCACCCGAACUUAGCCGAACGUCACCCGAACUUAGCCGAACGCCAGACAGACAAAUCGGUUUCGGCGCUCGUAAACAGCUAUCAGCAAAGGAUGUCUGGCAACUGGCAAGGGAGAGAUGCCAAUGCCAAUGCCAGUGUGAGGAAUACAGCGUCUUGGCAAGGCUACGCUUCGGGCCAGAAUAAUAACUGGCAGAGUGUGGAGACGACGUCGCAUUUCUAUUCCACGAGCGAUACCGCAUAUGGCGGGAACAGCGGAGGUAACACUCGGCCCGCGUCCGUCGCAGGCAGUGGAGGUUCGCCAGCGUUGGAUAAUCGACCGGCUUCGAGAUCGUCAGGCGAAUCAGAGCUCUCAGUCAGCGGAGUCUCAAAGGACAAAAAGGACAAGAAAGGCGUCUUCGGAGGCCUGUUCAGCAGAAAGAAGAGACCUCAAAGUCAUAUGUAAUAUAAACAAUAAAAAAAAACAACAAUCACCCACAGAAAUGUAUUAAAAACUCCUUAAAUAAAAUAAAAACGAAUAAUGCAAUGCAAUAAUAAUAAAGCUUGUUUAAUCUGUGUCAAUUUUGACAGGACGAAACGUCAACUUUUUUUUUUUAAUUUGAUUUUGACAGUUGUUUUAUAAUGUUAUACUUGUUCGAGGAAUAUUUUGAGAUUUUGUCGUUUUUAACAACGAUAAGUGUCUGUUUUGUAUAUAUAUGUGUAUCUGGUAUAUACAAAAGAAUGUUUUUUGAAUGUAAUCGGUAGUGAAAAGUCGUGCCUUCGAAGUUUCUUAUGUUUUAACAAUGACUUGCUAAACAUUUUAUUUGUUGGCUUAGAGGUCGUUGUUUUAAGGGUCAAUCCACAAUGAAGGAACAACGGGAAGAGCAGUGAUAACCGCGAUUCAGGCUUCCUGCCUCAUUUGCCUGCAAACGUAGAUAACAUUCAAAGUCAUUCGUUAUUCGUAAUAUGAAAAAUCUGUCGACCGCUGAUCUUUCAGUGUGGAUUGACCCUAAUUAUUUACAUCGUAGUACAUAUUUAUGUAGAAUAGUUUCUCUUUUUAAUAAUUAUUACAAAUAUUUAUCGAUUGUUAAACAUUCCUUGCCCGCGAUCUUUUAGUUUAAAUAGCCGCAAACAAAACCUUUUUCGGAAUACCGAUUAAAAUGCCAUUAAUACUCGAUGAAAAUUGUUGUCAAAAAGUCAUUUUUAGGUUAUUAAAGUUAAGCAACUGCGAGUGCGGUCUAGAUUUAGAUUGGUGCAGUCAGAGAUCGCGGUUUUUGUCACAAAUUGGGACCAAUUGUAAAAAAAUGGUCUGUUUUAAGUUGUGGUUUUAAAAUGUUGGAUGCCAAGUCUUUUACGGGCUUAGCUAUAUCUAAAUAAUUUACCUAGUAAUAAGGUAACUUUAUAUUCUCGGCUCGGGUACUUUGCCCUUGCAUGAAAUAAAAAAAAAACUGAAUUGACAAUACAAAAAUUAAGGACAAUAAUUUUAUUGCAUGUUAAAAU
This is a messenger RNA of Trichoplusia ni (cabbage looper), 13696 nucleotides long. It is a transcript of the gene kst, whose product is annotated as spectrin beta chain, non-erythrocytic 1. The coding region runs from base 204 to 12662 and encodes 4152 amino acids. Gene Ontology annotation, cellular component: cell junction; cell projection; plasma membrane. The record is from RefSeq and is a predicted model, not a curated record. The transcript has 85 exons. NCBI's taxonomy places the organism in Eukaryota, Metazoa, Arthropoda, Insecta, Lepidoptera, Noctuidae. Gene Ontology annotation, molecular function: actin filament binding; phospholipid binding. Gene Ontology annotation, biological process: actin cytoskeleton organization.